Messenger RNA from Echinococcus granulosus, 396 nucleotides. RefSeq lists its product as hypothetical. The record is from RefSeq and is a predicted model, not a curated record. Bases 1 to 396 code for a protein of 131 amino acids. NCBI's taxonomy places the organism in Eukaryota, Metazoa, Platyhelminthes, Cestoda, Cyclophyllidea, Taeniidae. The transcript is spliced from 2 exons.
AUGCAAAGGACUACGACAAGAAGCCUGUGUCGGUUCAGUGGAAAUAAGUAUCAACACUGUACCUCCGAGCCCGAUGAUCACGAACACUUAUUAUGGCAGAAUUUGGAGGCAGUGAUUGCUGGUUUGAACUGCGUCCGAGGGGCUAAUGCGAAGGAGGAUCCCAUUGCUGAGGAGGCAAUAGCUCUGGAAGUGAGCUUUCCAGUCCAGCAGGAAUCGGCAGACGAAAGCUCCCCCUUGUACCUCGAUGGGCGGGCUGGCCUUUUGGGCCAUGCCAAUAGCCCAGACACUUUCUCCGUGCUGAGUAUAUAUAUUCUGCCCGAGUAUUUUGUCUUCUUUCGUCUUCAGGGAGUCUCGGGACGCUACAUUGGUGGCAGCGGAAAGCGAACCCGAUCUUGA